GAACAGACACAGCAACACGCAAGCAGCAGACGUCUACCGCGCCAGCAUGACCUUCUAUACCAUUCGAUGCCUGCUCAACGUUCUGGACGUGUUUGCCGAUGUCAACGCCCUCACCGCCCUCCUAAUGACAUUCGUCAACGGUGUCAUAAGAUCCCGGAGCCGGUGCCUCCUUGUUAGGUGCUGUUGCGACGUGCGCGACUCGAUGGCCAUGUACCUAGGCGGCUCGGUCGUGCUGACGAUCCUCUCCUGCAUCUGCCGCAAGGUGGAGAUAUUCGUGCUCACCAUGACUCCCUACGACACGAUCGAGUGCUGCGGGAUAAAAGGGGUGCUUUACCUCAGAGGACGCCUGGACAACCCAGAAUACAGCGCGAACGCGGUAUCUCGAUACGUCGGUUUCUCCAUCAUCGACUGCCUAAUGUCUGGAUUCAAGGGUGUAUUAAUGAUGCGCCUCUUCGAAUAUUACGACGACCUGUGCCAGUUAAUUGACAUCGUGGCGCUGAUGUACAAGCGCCAACAGCAAGCUAUUGCCAUGGCCGCCAUCAAGAGGGACGCCAGCUUCGAGACGCCAAAGUAUACGUCCACGACUGCCUGA
Rhipicephalus sanguineus (brown dog tick) is the source of this 592-nucleotide messenger RNA. RefSeq lists its product as uncharacterized. Bases 47 to 592 code for a protein of 181 amino acids. NCBI's taxonomy places the organism in Eukaryota, Metazoa, Arthropoda, Arachnida, Ixodida, Ixodidae. The record is from RefSeq and is a predicted model, not a curated record. The transcript has 7 exons.